AUGGACUCCAAGAUGUAUCUUGCUGAGCAGGUGCUCAAUGAGCAGCGUACGAUCACCUACCGGGCCUUGGGCCGCGCGCUGAAGGUCCAUGCCAACCGCGCCAAACAGUUGCUAUUUGAAUUCCACAGCAAGGAAAACGCGAAAAAGCCCCAGAGUGUUCACGCUACCUACGUCAUCUCGGGAAUCCAGAAACCUCCAGAGCCGCCUGCGACGAACGGUCAUGCGAAGGACGACGAAGAUGAGGUCAUGCAGAGCAGUCCCUACUUGCCCAGCUCGAUGCCAAAUCAGGACGCCCCCUCCGACUCGUUGCGUAUUGCCUCGAUCAUACUAGCCCGGGAAGAGGAUCUGGAGGAUGCAAAAGCUACAUUCCAGUCAAUUUCAACGAUCCACGUCUAUAGCGUUCAACCGACAGCUCUCCAGGACCUCAAUGUUUUGACGGAUGUGUGUCGGGAAGUCGCUACUGCAUACGCGCAGGACGACCCGUUAGAGGGCGGAAAGGACUGGGGCAUGAUCCAAAAUCGCAACGUCAAGCGGAGAACGGGAGCUCGUCCGCCGCCACCGCCAACUGCUUCGGCGCCUAAGACCAAGACCGAAUCCACAGUCCCUGCCAAACGUCCCUUCGAGAAAUCUGCGCCUGCAGGCAAAACUGAAAACAAGCCCGAGGAAACGAAAUCUCAGUCAUCCUCGGCCGCGAACUCUCAAACGUCCUCAAAGCCUGCUGCAAAGCCAGCUCCCAAGCGCGAGAAGAGCAAUCUGUUCAGCUCAUUCGCCAAGGCUAAGCCAAAGCAGAAGACAUCAACUCCUGCCGAGUCGGCGACGCCAAGCGGUGCGGAAGAUGUUGUACUGGAUGACGCCUCGGAAGAGGAGGCCGAAGAGCUCUUCCCAAAUAGCGCCGACACAGCCGCGGCAGCAGCCACCCGCGAAAGCAAAAAAGAGCGAGAAGAGAAGCUCAAGGCCAUGAUGGAAGAUGACGACGCAGACGAUGAGGAAAUGCCCGAUGCCGACGAAGAGCCGGUGCGUGAGCCGACUCCCAUCGAGCAACCACCGCCUUCCAAGCCGGCAGAGCUCAAAGAGGAGGUGACUGUGCAAGGCGGCCGCCGACGAGGCAAGCGUCAAGUCAUGAAGAAGAGGACGGUCAAGGAUGAGGAGGGAUACUUGGUCACUCGAGAGGAAGCAACGUGGGAGUCCUUCUCCGAGGAUGAGCCGGCGCCCAAGAAGAAGCCGGCCGUCAAUGUGGCCAAGGGCAAGGGAGCUAAACCCGGACAGGGGAAUAUCAUGUCGUUCUUCGGCAAGAAGUAG
Penicillium cinerascens is the source of this 1299-nucleotide messenger RNA. RefSeq lists its product as uncharacterized. The transcript is spliced from 9 exons. The record is from RefSeq and is a predicted model, not a curated record. Bases 1 to 1299 code for a protein of 432 amino acids. Gene Ontology annotation, molecular function: DNA-directed DNA polymerase activity. Gene Ontology annotation, cellular component: nucleus; delta DNA polymerase complex. Gene Ontology annotation, biological process: DNA strand elongation involved in DNA replication; nucleotide-excision repair, DNA gap filling; DNA replication. Lineage: Eukaryota; Fungi; Ascomycota; Eurotiomycetes; Eurotiales; Aspergillaceae.